AAAAGAAAGAGGAAAGCAACCUGGCUGUGAGACAUGAACAGAAUUAGUACUUUCAAACUCAUUAGAUGCAUCUUUAGAAAAUGUUUGUCUCCACGAAUUUGUAGAGAUAUAUAUCACCGAUAUUACUGCACAGAGUCCAGUUCUCACGGUACUGGUCUCAGCAGAAUCAUGCAGCUAAAAAGUAAACUAACAAAUGGUCCCAGUUUUCAGGAUUUCAUCAUGAGUUCUGAUAAAAGCGAUUUUGACGGCAGUGAGGAAUAUGAGGAGCACUAUAUUCCUAAAUACAUGUCAGACCAUUCACGGAAAGUAUAUUUUGAAACAUAUGGCUGUCAGAUGAAUACCAAUGACACUGAAAUUGCUUGGUCCAUUCUACAAAAAGCAGGAUACUCAAGGACGCUUGAGCUUCAAAAGGCAGAUGUGGUAUUGCUUGUCACUUGCUCCAUAAGAGAAAAGGCAGAGCAAACGAUUUGGAACAGGCUCAAACAUCUCACUGCCUCCAAGAAAAGGAUUCAAAAACACAAGCGUUCAUUAACAAUAGGUGUCCUAGGAUGCAUGGCGGAAAGACUGAAAUCAGAGUUACUUGACCAGGAGAAACUGGUGGAUGUACUAGCUGGGCCAGAUGCAUACAGAGAUCUUCCUCGGUUAUUGUCUCUUGCUCAUGGAGGCCAGCGGGCUAGCAAUGUCUUAUUAUCAUUAGAGGAGACAUAUGCUGAUGUCAUUCCUGUCCAUCAGACUCUGGAGGGGCACAGUGCCUUUGUGUCCAUCAUGCGUGGCUGUGAUAACAUGUGUAGUUACUGUAUAGUGCCUUUCACUCGUGGCAGAGAGAGGAGCAGACCCAUGUCUUCCAUUGUGGAGGAGGUUCGCAUGCUUUCGGAUCAGGGAGUAAAGGAGAUCACCCUUCUUGGGCAGAAUGUGAACAGCUAUAGAGACCUGUCUAAAUUGCAGUUCUCCUGUUCUGAGAGAAACACUCAACUCAGCAGAGGCUUUCAGAGUGUAUAUCGCACAAAACAGGGAGGUCUUCGCUUUGCAGACCUUCUGGACAGAGUGUCCCUUAUCAAUCCAAAUAUGAGGAUACGCUUCACCUCACCACACCCUAAAGACUUCCCUGAUGAGGUGUUACAGUUGAUUCAGGAGAGAAGUAAUAUAUGCAAGCACCUCCAUUUGCCAGCGCAGAGUGGCAGCAGUCGGAUUCUUCAUGCUAUGAGACGUGGUUACACUCGAGAGGCAUAUCUUGAGCUUGUGGAAAAUAUUCGGAAAAUAAUACCAGGAGUCAGUUUGAGCAGUGAUUUCAUAGCAGGAUUCUGUAGUGAGACUGAAGAAGACCAUCAGCAGACCAUCUCCCUCCUCAAGGAAGUGGGCUACAAUAUUGGCUUUUUCUUCACCUACAGCAUGAGAAAGAAAACCCAUGCAUAUCAUCGGUUGGAAGAUAAUGUUCCUGCACCAGUGAAAAAGCGCCGUCUGGAAGAACUUAUCUCUGUUUUUAGAGAAAAGGCAACUAAAGUCAACAUGACUCUUAUCGGCAACACACAGCUUGUAUUGGUAGAGGGAAAAAGCAAAAGAUCAUCUGAGGAGCUUUGUGGACGAAAUGAUGGAAAUGUGAAAGUGAUCUUUCCUAAAACAAAUUUGCCUGUUCAACCAGAGAAAACUCAGAUGGCCUGCAUUACACCUGGUGAUUAUGUGUUAGUCAAGAUCACAUCAGCUAAUUCGCAGAGUUUGAGAGGACAUGCCUUAAACCACUCCUCACUGAAUGACAGAAAAACAGCCUGACAAUCUUCUGUGUGAAUCCCUGCUGACCUAAAGAUAUCCAAAAUGACUUGCUUUUUUCAUUUGACUAUGUGCACUCAUUAAUGUAUUAUUAUGUUUUGUGUGUUAAAACAAAAUGUUAAUAAAUGCUAAACAAAUAAAAAAGAAAUGUUAAAGAUGUAAUGUGCAGAAAAAUAAAUGGACAGUUUCUCUAAA
Messenger RNA from Danio rerio (zebrafish), 1959 nucleotides. It is a transcript of the gene cdk5rap1, whose product is annotated as CDK5 regulatory subunit associated protein 1. Gene Ontology annotation, molecular function: metal ion binding; catalytic activity; methylthiotransferase activity. Gene Ontology annotation, biological process: tRNA modification; tRNA methylthiolation; regulation of protein metabolic process. NCBI's taxonomy places the organism in Eukaryota, Metazoa, Chordata, Actinopteri, Cypriniformes, Danionidae. The record is from RefSeq and is marked provisional.